AUGUGCUCUCCCUCUCAUCUUUUUUCUACUCUCAUUUUUCAAGGAGAAAUUGAGGGCGAAGAAAUUGAACUGGCAAGUGUUGGUAUGCAUCAUCCACAACAGGGCCAAGGAGAUGGAGAACAACUGAACCAACAGGGCAUGGAAGACAUUGAACAACAUGGCGGCUUAGGAGGGGAAGUCAAGGGUGUAGUUAUCGAACUUGCUCAUGUUGAUGUGCGUCAUCCACAACAAGGAGGACUUGAUGAAGCCGAAAGAAUCGAACCGGCACCAACUGGGUAUGCUGAUUCAAAUCAAGGAAAACGGAACAAGAGUUUGAAAAAAGGGGACGGUAAAUUCAGGCAUUCCACCGAAAAGAA
Messenger RNA from Pocillopora verrucosa, 356 nucleotides. NCBI's taxonomy places the organism in Eukaryota, Metazoa, Cnidaria, Anthozoa, Scleractinia, Pocilloporidae. The record is from RefSeq and is a predicted model, not a curated record.